Colletotrichum godetiae is the source of this 1753-nucleotide messenger RNA. Its product is annotated as 5-methyltetrahydropteroyltriglutamate-homocysteine methyltransferase. The record is from RefSeq and is a predicted model, not a curated record. Bases 286 to 1497 code for a protein of 403 amino acids. Gene Ontology annotation, molecular function: zinc ion binding; 5-methyltetrahydropteroyltriglutamate-homocysteine S-methyltransferase activity. NCBI's taxonomy places the organism in Eukaryota, Fungi, Ascomycota, Sordariomycetes, Glomerellales, Glomerellaceae. The transcript has 3 exons.
ACAUCGUCCUGACGGGGAUCCACGGCCGAGGAGCGCAAGGAGCGUAGGCUUGUUUGCUUUGGGUGACCCUAUAUUACUAGAAUGGACGCUCGCGAGAUCUGGUGGCCAGCCAAUCUAGUUACCUACCAUUGGAUCUUGCAAUGCCGAAUGCCCAUCCCAUUUCGCAACCCCACACCUCGUCGCGCGUACCAAAGCCUAUAUAUACGCUGUGACCAGGAGGUCUCUUCAGGACUGACUCCAUUGCAAUCCAUUGUCUAGCUCUGCCUUAGUAAUUAGAAAGAAACCAUGGCGUCCAAGAACCACCAGAAACCGCCCUUCCGCGCGGAGCACAUGGGCUCGCUUCUGCGGCCCAAAGCCCUGACUGACAAGCGCGUCGCCUUGGACGGGAAGAAGGCCGUGGAGAUUGCAGACGACAAGGAGCUCAAUCGCCUCGAGGAGGAGGGCGUGCGCGAAAUUGUCAAGACGCAGCUGGACCUUGGCUUCCACGCCAUCAACGAUGGCGAGUACCGCCGCCAUCAGUUCUGGGGCAACUUCUUUCCUGGUUUGGAGGGGUUCGAGGAGGUUGACACGCCAAGCUGGGAUAUCUUUCGCAUGUACGUGCCGGAUAUUGCGGCAUUCAUUGAGAGCGAUCACAAGCCUGGCGAGUCCAUCCUCUGCACUGGCAAGAUCAAACACAAGGGUAGCACUUAUCUGAGAGAAUGGGAGUUCCUCAAAAGCAACAUUCCCCCUGAGAGCGUCAAGGAGGCCAAGUUGACCUUACCCGCGCCCGAGUGGUAUCAUCUCCGCUACCAAAAAGGGCACGCCUAUCCCAAGGACGUCUACGCCAACGACGAGGAGUACUUUGCCGACAUCGCCAAGGCAUACCAGACCGAGCUCCAGGUCCUCUACGACCACGGCGUCCGCAACAUUACAAUCGACGACCCCAAUUUGGCGUACUUUUGUUCGGAAAAGAUGCUUCAAGGCUUCAAAGACGCAGGCGAAGACUCAGAUGCCCUCCUACAGUCCUACAUCAAGCUCUAUAACGACUGCAUCACCUCGCGCCCGGCGGACAUGCACCUCGGCAUCCACCUCUGCCGCGGCAACUUUGCCUACUCCCGACACUUCUCUGAGGGCGGCUACGACCGCAUCGCCUCCCGCCUGUUCAACGAGAUCAACGCGGACACCUACUUCCUCGAGUACGACACCGACCGCGCCGGCGGGUUCGGGCCUCUGAAGGAGCUGCCUGCACACAAGAACGUCGUGCUGGGCGUCAUCACGUCCAAGUUCCCUGAGCUCGAAGACGUCGAGAAGCUGAAGGAGCGCGUGUUCCAGGCUGCUGACUAUGUCGGCCAGGGCGCAGGACAGACUCGCGAGGAGGCGUUGAAGAGGAUUGGGGUUAGUCCGCAGUGUGGAUUUGCGAGCCACCACCUGGGCAACUCGGUUUCGCAUCAGGAUAUGGUCAACAAGUUGAAGCUCGUGAGGCAGUUAGCCGAUUCCAUUUGGCCCGGGGAGCCUUGAGGGCCUUUUGGAAAUUGGUGUGAGCGGUGACGUCGAAAUGAUUUUCUUGGGGAUGAGAAGCAGGUGUGCUGGAGGGUAUCUUGAUAUGCUGUUAAGAGAUUUUGCGAUUGCUCCAACAAUGUAGCAGUAGCUUUCAGCUGUAGAAAUAUCGAACAAUCAUAUCGGAACCCCUCUGCGACAUCGUACAUCGACGGAUUGUCGACCGACUAGCGCGAAGUUCUCUAAAGGACAAGUGAAGCAGUGUUGAUCCUCAUCA